Molecule: messenger RNA, 567 nt
Organism: Dichomitus squalens LYAD-421 SS1
Lineage: Eukaryota; Fungi; Basidiomycota; Agaricomycetes; Polyporales; Polyporaceae
Exons: 1
Source: RefSeq, a predicted model, not a curated record
CGCUUCCCCAUCGAAGUGUGUGAGAACAUCAUCGACAUGCUUUACUCGGUCUACCUCAUAGACCAAGUCGAACAUAGUCGCGCCUUGCAUAGCUGCGCCCUCGUAUGCAGAGCUUGGCGGGUCCGCUCCCAGCGUAACCUAUUCUAUGCGGUUGUUUUCCACGACCUGGCAGCCAUCGAAAAGCUCUCCACUGUCCUCGACAACGCGCCCCAUCUGUGUGAGUAUGUCCACGAAGUGACACUCAUCGGGCGCACCCUUCAUACCACAGCCAGUCCUCUCUCGCUCUUGCCCAUCGCCCUCCAUGGGAAGCUCCCCAAGCUUCAAGCGGUCACUAUUAAACAUGUUAGCGAACAUGAAGAUUGGUACCCUAGCGCAUCUGAAUUGGAAUCCAAAUCCACGAAGUCCCUACAAUACCUUCCUCUUCAUCCCCGCUUCUCGCUCUUCUUCUCUGCAUUCACAUCUCUUGCGACCCUUCAAAUCUACGAAAGCACAUUCCGGCAUUUCAGCGACUUCGCCAGGAUGAUCGAUUCCCUUCCGGCAUUGCAAAUCCUCAUGUGCAUCGAGGUG